AUGGUCAAAGCUACCCAAGUCCUCGACAGGCAACUCAACCCCUAUCAAGGAAGUCCGAACUAUGGAUUCUACGGUGGUUUUGUGCAAGUUAGUCCAUAUCAGGGAAACCAAACUGGUUAUGGAAGCCCAAACCAUGGAAACACCGGUAGUUAUCAAGGAAAUCAAGCCGGUUAUGAAAGCCCAAAUCAUGGAAACACCGGUGAUUAUCAAGCUGGUUACGGAAAUUCUGUUGGUUAUCAAGGAAGUCAAGCCGGUUAUAGAAGCCCUAAUCAUAGAAACUCUAGUGGUUAUCAAGCCGGUUACGGAAACUCCGGUGGUUAUCAACAAGGAAGUCAAGUAGGUUAUGGAAGAUCCAGUGGUUAUCAAAGAAAUCAAGCCGGUUAUGGAAGCCUCAAUCAUGCAAACUCUGGUGGUUAUCAAGCCGGCUGUGGAAGCCCCCUUCAUGGAAACUCUGGUGGUUAA
This is a messenger RNA of Camelina sativa (false flax), 462 nucleotides long. The record is from RefSeq and is a predicted model, not a curated record. NCBI's taxonomy places the organism in Eukaryota, Viridiplantae, Streptophyta, Magnoliopsida, Brassicales, Brassicaceae.